GGCGACAGCAGAAGUUGGAGCAGCGAGCGGCGGCGGCGGCAGUAGAAGCAGUAGCAACCACAACCACAGCAGCUGGAGGACCCACGACGCAGGAGACGACAACGACGGCGGCGGAGAGAGGGGCCUGGAGCCGACCCUGACUCCCUCGUCUCUCCCGUCCCGGGAGGUAGAGCGCCCGAGCCCAGGCCCCCCCUCUCAGCCAUGAACCUGGCCAGUCAGAGCGGGGAGGCCGGCUCCAGCCAGCUGCUCUUCGCCAACUUCAACCAGGACAACACAUCCUUAGCUGUUGGGAGUAAAUCUGGUUACAAAUUCUUCUCCCUUUCUUCUGUGGAUAAGCUGGAACAGAUUUAUGAAUGUACUGAUACAGAAGACGUGUGUAUUGUGGAAAGAUUGUUUUCAAGUAGCCUGGUGGCCAUUGUUAGCCUCAAAGCUCCACGAAAACUAAAAGUCUGCCAUUUUAAGAAGGGGACUGAAAUAUGCAAUUAUAGCUAUUCCAAUACAAUAUUGGCAGUCAAAUUGAAUAGACAGAGGUUGAUAGUAUGCCUAGAAGAAUGUCUAUACAUACACAAUAUUCGUGAUAUGAAGGUACUGCAUACAAUCAGGGAAACUCCCCCAAACCCUGCAGGUUUGUGUGCACUGUCAAUAAACAAUGACAACUGUUACUUGGCUUAUCCUGGGAGUGCAACUAUUGGAGAAGUACAAGUCUUUGACACCAUUAAUUUGAGGGCUGCUAAUAUGAUACCAGCUCAUGAUAGUCCCCUAGCAGCUUUGGCUUUUGAUGCAAGUGGUACCAAACUUGCCACAGCUUCUGAGAAGGGAACUGUUAUUAGAGUAUUUUCCAUUCCAGAAGGACAGAAAAUCUUUGAGUUCCGGAGAGGAGUAAAGAGGUGUGUAAGCAUCUGCUCUUUGGCCUUCAGCAUGGAUGGAAUGUUCCUCUCUGCUUCCAGUAACACUGAAACAGUGCACAUCUUCAAACUUGAGACUGUGAAAGAGAAACCUCAGGAGGAACCCACUACCUGGACUGGUUACUUUGGGAAAGUUCUUAUGGCCUCUACUAGCUAUUUGCCCUCCCAAGUAACGGAAAUGUUUAACCAGGGAAGAGCAUUUGCUACUGUCAGACUACCAUUCUGCGGUCACAAAAAUAUCUGUUCACUUGCCACAAUUCAGAAGAUUCCCCGAUUAUUAGUAGGAGCUUCUGAUGGUUACUUAUAUAUGUACAACCUGGAUCCUCAGGAAGGAGGGGAAUGCACCCUGAUGAAACAACACAAGUUGGAUGGCAGUAUGGAGCCAGCCAAUGAAAUCUUAGAAUCUGCAUCCCAUGACCGUCCACUAGUAGCUCAGACCUACAGUGCUGCUGUGACAAGAGGUGCUUAUGUACCUUCCUCACCUACAAGACAUGCAUACACAGAGGAUCUGGGUGCAGUGGGUGGUGCUUGUCUGGAAGAUGAAACCAAUGCACUACGAUUGGAUGAAGACAGUGAGCAUCCUCCCAUGAUUCUUCGGACUGACUGAAGUUUAACCUGUGAACUCUAACCCCUUGAAGCAGAGAACACUGGCUUGAUACUUCUUUGAGGACUCUGUGUUAAGCUGCUAUGAACUUUGAAAUGAUUUGGGGAAACAGGAUGGCAGAGACAUUAAGUUGUAGCCGUAGACUAAUUCUAUACUAUUGAGAAAAUAUAUUGUUUUCACUUCUGUGGCUUUUAAUCCUAUCUAUUUUAGCUUUCUUGGUUGUUCCUCUUCUCCCCUUCUCCCCCACGCAUUUGUUUGCCAAAAUCAGCUGUUUGGUAAAGCCCUUAGACCCUUUUCGCUUUGCAUGCAUUCAUGUGCCAAGCUAGUAUAGGAGAAAGAGAAGCCACUUUAUAACAAACUAAAGUUUGUAUUUCUUUUUAUACAUGUAUAUAAUAGUAAGUAUAUAUAAAGAAAGUGAAGACAUGAUUCUUAAUGCUGAGGUUAGUUCUGCACUGACAGAGGUCCAGAAAGUUUCUUAUGCAUGGGCUUGUCGGUGUGCUUUAGUGACUGACGUGUGACCUUUUAAGAGAUACCCUCUUUCUUCAGAUUCCCCACCCCUGGACCAUUUUUUAAAAAAAAAAAUUUAUUUUAUUUUUCGUUAAUUAAAUUCCUCCUGAAUGUU
Molecule: messenger RNA, 2131 nt
Organism: Gracilinanus agilis (Agile Gracile Mouse Opossum)
Lineage: Eukaryota; Metazoa; Chordata; Mammalia; Didelphimorphia; Didelphidae
Gene: WIPI2
Product: WD repeat domain, phosphoinositide interacting 2
Exons: 12
Coding region: 202-1512 (436 amino acids)
Biological process (GO): autophagy of mitochondrion; protein lipidation; nucleophagy
Cellular component (GO): extrinsic component of membrane; cytosol; phagophore assembly site membrane
Molecular function (GO): phosphatidylinositol-3-phosphate binding; phosphatidylinositol-3,5-bisphosphate binding; protein binding
Source: RefSeq, a predicted model, not a curated record